Molecule: messenger RNA, 942 nt
Organism: Durio zibethinus
Lineage: Eukaryota; Viridiplantae; Streptophyta; Magnoliopsida; Malvales; Malvaceae
Source: RefSeq, a predicted model, not a curated record
ACUAAAAGAAGUAAAUUUAAAUGGAAAUUUUGAUGAAUUUACUCAAAUUUCCUAGUUUUGUUGGGGCAGAGGCAGAGAGGAGAUGAGUAUAUGUGUCUGUUUGGUUUCAAAGUCGCCAUUUUUUUCUUCCACUGAAUCUCUCUCCACUCCCAAAACAUACCCUUCACUUUCAUCAAAGCCACCACUUUUCUCCUCUAUCAUCCGGCAUCCUCCUCGUCCUAGGUUUCAACGCCCAAUCGGCGCUACUGCAGCCAUGGAAACAGAUCAAAGUGUAGGCACAAGCACUACCGGCAACACCUCAAACCCACUCAUGAAACUCCUGUUUGUGGAGAUGGGUGUUGGUUAUGAUCAACAUGGGCAAGAUAUUACAUCAGCAGCAAUGAGGGCAUGCAGGGAUGCUAUUUCUUCUAAUUCAAUCCCUGCAUUCAGGAGAGGAUCCAUACCUGGAGUCUCAUUUGACCAGAUGAAACUAAUCAUCAAGUUAGGCGUUCCUAAUUCUCUCCAGCAGUCGUUGGAUAUUGAGAGGGUGAAGUCUGUUUUUCCUUAUGGAAAAAUUUUGGACGUUGAAGUUGUGGAUGGAGGACUAAUAUGCUCAAGUGGUGUGCAUGUAGAAGAAAUGGGAGAUAAGAAUGAUGAUUGUUACAUAGUCAAUGCUGCAGUUUAUGUUGGCUACUAGUUGUAUCCCAUAUGCCUUCUUGACAGUUUCUUUUAAGGAGUCCUCGGAUCAUAGCAGCAGGUGGACUUCAGCCUUGAGUAUGCAGAACGUGAAAGUUGGGAUUCUUUUGUGAGAUAUUAUUUGUAAAACUGCUGUCUUUGUAAUCUGCUGCCUAAGCCGGAACAUGGUGAUUUUUGAAACACCCUAAUUUUGCCAGAAAAACAAGUAAUCUUCUUGUUGUACAAACUCUUUCAGACAAUAAUAAUUUACCGCUCAACAUGUCCUUU